Molecule: messenger RNA, 956 nt
Organism: Rhizophagus irregularis DAOM 181602=DAOM 197198
Lineage: Eukaryota; Fungi; Glomeromycota; Glomeromycetes; Glomerales; Glomeraceae
Source: RefSeq, a predicted model, not a curated record
UUGAAAGGUGUAAAUUAUGUUCAAUAUUCGUAAAGAAGUCGUUAAUUCAACAUAUAAUAGAGCAUACUCAUUAAUUAUUUAUGAUGAUAUUCAUUCUUGACGAUGAAUCACUUACAAAAGAUGAAAAAACAGAGUAAUAAAAAGAUUUGAUGGUGAUUAUGACUAUUUUAAAGUAGUAGAAAUGACGGAAUAAGAAGAAAUUGUCAAAAGAAUGUUUGCAACCUUAUAUUGUGAAUUUUGUGUUCGAGAAACUGUCAAAGAAUCACUUAUUCCAUACAUGAUUAUUGAAUGGAUCCCAUACGAAAAUUUACAAAAUUUUAAAUAUUUGAUCCAAGGUGGUCUCUCUAAGAUUUAUUCCGCGGAUUGGAUUGAUGGACAUUAUAAAGAAUGGGACCAUGAGGAAAGUUCCGUCCAUAGAGACUUGCACUCUGGAAAUAUAUUAUAUUCAAAGAAAAAAAUGAUUGAAGAACAAGAAGGUAAUAAUUAUCAAGUAUAUAUAAAUAUUAUAGUUCUAAGUAUUCCAGAUAAUAUUUAAAUUGUAUUUUUCAAGAAGAGCAAUACUUAAAUAAUUCACUACUUAUUGAUAAAUUAUGAACGGUAAUGUAACUAUCCUAUAAACGAAAAAAAAAGCAUUCCACAAGCCUCGUUCUCUGAUCGGACUUUGAAUGUCACAUUUUAUCACUAAUUACUUCAUGAGGGACAAAUUUAUCCUGAACCGGGGGUCCAGGUUCUUUAUCCUAAACCCCCUAUAUAAAUAAGUUUUUCCAGAGUAAUCGUCACGUGAUCAAUACAGUUGCGGUCUAGGAUAAGAACGGUCUAUUUGGACGCUCCUUCAAUGAGUAAUUAUCACGUUAUCUAAAAUUCGGUUUAAAUAUAGAAUUUUAUAGACGUCAUUCGUAUAAUUCGAGGCACGCAAGUUUUGUGGGCGCGGUUUGUGUCGAUCUUCGCCAUAUAAG